Molecule: messenger RNA, 1275 nt
Organism: Aspergillus novofumigatus IBT 16806
Lineage: Eukaryota; Fungi; Ascomycota; Eurotiomycetes; Eurotiales; Aspergillaceae
Product: putative mitochondrial ADP,ATP carrier protein (Ant)
Exons: 5
Coding region: 95-1054 (319 amino acids)
Biological process (GO): mitochondrial ADP transmembrane transport; mitochondrial ATP transmembrane transport
Cellular component (GO): mitochondrial inner membrane
Molecular function (GO): ATP:ADP antiporter activity
Source: RefSeq, a predicted model, not a curated record
CCAUCCUCUUUGAAGUGUCCUGUUCUUUCUUGACACUCAACCCCAUCUCCUCUCUUCGUCUCUUUCUUAGUUUUCGUCCUUCACAGCCGUCAACAUGGCCAAAGGUGACGUUAACCAGGCCGAGAAGACCGUCUUCGGCAUGCCCGGAUUCGUCGUCGACUUCCUGAUGGGUGGUGUUUCCGCUGCCGUCUCCAAGACUGCUGCUGCCCCCAUCGAGCGUAUCAAGCUCCUUGUCCAGAACCAGGAUGAGAUGAUCCGUGCUGGCCGUCUCGACCGCAAGUACAACGGUAUCGUCGACUGCUUCCGUCGUACCGCCCAGGCUGAGGGUGUCAUGUCCCUGUGGCGUGGUAACACUGCCAACGUCAUCCGUUACUUCCCUACCCAGGCUCUCAACUUCGCUUUCCGUGACACCUACAAGUCGAUGUUCGCCUACAAGAAGGAGCGUGAUGGAUACGCCAAGUGGAUGAUGGGUAACCUUGCCUCCGGUGGUGCUGCUGGUGCCACUUCCCUCCUCUUCGUCUACUCUCUCGACUACGCUCGUACCCGUCUUGCCAACGACGCCAAGUCCGCUAAGGGUGGUGGUGAUCGCCAGUUCAAUGGUCUUGUUGAUGUCUACCGUAAGACCCUCGCUUCCGACGGUAUUGCCGGUCUCUACCGUGGUUUCGGUCCCUCCGUUCUUGGUAUUGUUGUCUACCGUGGUCUGUACUUCGGCAUGUACGACUCCAUCAAGCCUGUUGUCCUGGUUGGUUCUCUUGAGGGUAGCUUCCUUGCUUCCUUCCUUCUCGGCUGGACUGUCACCACUGGUGCUGGUAUUGCUUCUUACCCUCUUGACACCAUUCGUCGUCGUAUGAUGAUGACCUCCGGUGAGGCCGUCAAGUACAAGUCCUCCAUGGAUGCUGCUCGCCAGAUCAUCGCCAAGGAGGGUGUCAAGUCUCUCUUCAAGGGUGCUGGUGCUAACAUCCUCCGUGGUGUUGCUGGUGCUGGUGUCCUGUCCAUCUACGACCAGGUUCAGCUCAUCCUCUUCGGCAAGAAGUUCAAGGGUGGCUCUGGCUAAACGAUUGAUUAACUUCGAAUCGUUUCCAUCGAUGCGGUUUCAUAGGGGAAGGGGUUGGUCAGUUCCAGGUGUAACUGCCUGAAACUGGACGCUACUGUGGAUGGUUAUAGAAAAUAUGCUCCAAGAAGGGUAUCGGGUUUCUUGAGCAUAAAGCAGUGUGAUAUUUCCUCGUGUACCCGUUGUACUUUACUGCCUGCAAGCUUUUUCUUUUUUCUCAAUGU